Archocentrus centrarchus (flier cichlid) is the source of this 2373-nucleotide messenger RNA. RefSeq names its product retinoic acid-induced protein 3. The record is from RefSeq and is a predicted model, not a curated record. Gene Ontology annotation, cellular component: plasma membrane; intracellular membrane-bounded organelle; extracellular exosome. Bases 391 to 1659 code for a protein of 422 amino acids. The transcript has 4 exons. NCBI's taxonomy places the organism in Eukaryota, Metazoa, Chordata, Actinopteri, Cichliformes, Cichlidae. Gene Ontology annotation, molecular function: protein kinase activator activity; G protein-coupled receptor activity. Gene Ontology annotation, biological process: G protein-coupled receptor signaling pathway.
AUCACUUCCAGGUGUGUGAGAGCCCCACCUAUAAUCACAGGGAGGGACACAGCAAGAGCACACCAGACAGAGCGUGUAGAGGUGCAGGUUUCUAACCUUCUAGCUGAAAGUUGAAAGCAAUCCCCUCUAGUUGCGGUUUUGGACCUCGUGCUUUUUCUUCUUCCUCGCCUCGUGCUCUUCCUGUUUACUCAAGCUGGCAGAGAAGCGAGCACAUCAUCAAGAUAAGAGGUGUAAAACAUCAACAAGAGUAUUUACUGCAGCCUGAACUUCAGACUGAGGCUGAUUGAGUGUAAUUCGGAGGAGGUGGAACUGUUCAUGCACCCCAAAGGACAAAAGGAUUAAAGACCUGCCACAUCAAAGGACAGUUAAACAAAGAAGGACUGAAUCCUCAUGCGGAUUACUAUAAUGAGUAUGGCCUUUUCAUCCAAGAACCUGAAAUGGCUUUCCCCCCUCCUCUUCCUCUUUUAUGCCCCUCUCACCUGUCUGUGCCAGUCAGCCAACAGCAGCUCAACCAGUUCCUCAAAUGAUACAUCCUUGAGUGGAGUGCCAGGCUGCGGCAACGGGCUGAAUCCAGUGUACCGCUAUCUAUGUGACCGCCGGGCAGCAUGGGGGAUUGUGCUGGAGACCCUGGCCUCUGCGGGCUUCCUGUUAACUAUAGUUCUCCUCUUAGCCCUGCUGCUCUGGUCCCUGUGUAUCUGCAUCUCAUCUCGGCACCAUCGCAACACCAACAUUGGCAGCAUAGUGACCUCCAUGUCCCUGUUCUUAUUGGCCACAGCUGGGAUCUUUGCCAUCACCUUCUCCUUCAUCAUCCGUCUCACCCCUCAGACAUGCCCCACCAGGCUGUUCCUCUUUGGCGUGCUCUUCUCGCUGGCCUUCUCCUGCCUGCUGGCUCGCUGCCUCGCCCUGUUGGGCGUCGCAGCAGCCCGAGGCUGGGGGGAGCCCGCUGUGGCUUUGGGGCUGUUCACCGUGCAAGUCAUCAUCGCCACAGAGUGGCUGAUCAUUGUGUUGGUCCGGGAUACGAAUCCCUGCGAGUACAGCCAGGAGGAAUUUGUCAUGUUGCUGAUCUACGUCCUGUGCCUACUGGCUAUCACCUUGAUCCUUUCCCUGCACCUCCUGUGUCGCAACUGCUGCACAUCCAGCUAUAGCUAUACAGGACCCAUCAACCAGCAAGGGAGGGUACACGCCGGGCUGCUCUUCCUCACGGUGCUGCUCUCUGCCUGCAUCUGGGUGGUGUGGAUCACCAUGCUGACCAGGGGGAACCCCAGGCUGGGUCGUCGGCCAAAUUGGGAUGACCCAGUGAUUAGCAUUGCCUUGGUGGUAAAUGGCUGGGUAUUACUGAUGGGGCAUGGGUUGUCCCAGGUCGCCUUCUAUUGCAGUGUGAAGGCAAAGUCCAAGAAUGCCCCUUUAGACUUUGCGGGAUGGACCCACCCGAGUGCUGAUAUCCCAGGACUGGCCAGCCAGAAGGAGGGGAGAGAGAACGGAAGCUUUGAGAAUGACUUGGAGAACAAGAGAGGCCGGAGAACUGAGCAAUCGCUGCGCUCACCCUACGAGUCGGGCUUCUCCAUGACGGAAAUCGACCCCAACAAAGAUUACACCAUCCCUCGCCCUCAGACCACAAACUACAAUGAACCCUAUGAUGAAUAUUAUGGACGUGAAUAAAAUCAUAUCUGACUAAUGCCUUACGCACAUGCGCGCACCAAAGUCAGAAGCUGAAGGCAGCUCAGCUCAUGCCCUAAUCUGCACUUAAAUGUGCAAAUGUAAAUAUUAUUUUUUUUUAGUAUUAUAAGAAAUGGUUUUUCAAAUGUGCCAAAUGGAUCCCCAAAACCAAAAACAAGAAAAGCAGGCUCAGCAGCAUGACUCAUCUGCUUGAGUCUCAUCACCAGAGGCUUGACGGGUUCAGAUAGUCCAGCUUUCUUCUGGCAAACCCACUGGACAAACACUCCGCGGGGCGGCGUCUGGGUGUGCUACCCGGAGAUGGCUUAUAACAGCCCUGAGGUGAUGGGAGGAGUGAAACUGUCGCUCUGAAGGUGCCAAACUGCCGAGCAGAGCAGGGACGUCCAUGAAUGAAAGAGAGGACCACCGAGAGGAAUGAGAAGAGAGAAGAGGUGAGAUAGGAAAAGGAAGGGGCAUCAGACGGAAUGAGACAAGACAGGAGGAGAUUGGACAGGAGACCUGUCAGCACCGUGGGAGGGCUCGUGCCAUCACUGAUUACCAUCUUCAUAUUCAGUUACUUCACAGUUACACUUCUGCAAAACAAGGGGAGCGAGCUAGAAAGAUGUGAGGAAUACAGCAUGUGCCUCUUUCCUACAACCUAAUUUUUUGUGCAAUUUACAAAUGCUUGUAUGAUGUGUUAUCAAUAAAAAUGAAAAGCUC